AUGUCAUGUACUAAACUCGAGUAUCUUGCAAUCCAGCCUAGACACGAACUACUUGCCGUUGAACUCAUUGCCGCGAUCAUUGAUAUCGUUGCGGAUGGAUACCGUGACUCUUUGGCCACCCAGCGCGAACCAUUAAUAUUUUCGACUCUUGCUGCAGCCUCUCUGGUGUCUCGUACAUGGAACACCAUCUGUUCCGCGUACAUUUUCCGUACGAUUAAAAUCACCGCCCCCGGUGACCCUGGCGCACAACUCUCCUUCCUUCACUUCGAAGCUCCCCACCUCAGUGGUCAUAUCCAUAAACUCAAACUCAAGUGGGAUGGUCGCUGCACCAACGAUGAUUGGUUAUCAGAUUGUUUCAGGCAGAUGAAGAACCUACGAGAAUUGCGCCUUCAUGGUGCGGAGACUAUCAAUGAACCCUAUGUUGCCCCUGUGGGGAUGAAGCCUAUGCUCGCUGCCCCUUACCUGCGUAGGCUGGUUUUAUGUGGUUGGUACUUUGCUGAGGAUGGCUCCGACCUCGUCGGCAUGCUUCCCGACACCGUAGAAGAGUUGGUACUCAAAAGACUCGGUCCACCACCACAAGCACGGUCACCCCAUGCGUUUCCCAACAACACCGUUGCUCCGGAUUCGAAUGCGAAUACACCGUCAUCCACUGGCAGACGUUUGGAGAAUCUCCGAAGCAUGGAGUUGAUCUAUAUAUUCCUCCCACUGCUCAAUCUCAAGACUUUCAUCGAGUGCCCUAACCUCAGGCGCUUUUCCGUCGGAUGGUCUGAAUUGGAGAGCCGCUGGGAUUUGCCCCAGUGGAUUCCUGCUAGUUUAUGGGAGCUUAGCCUCGAAACUAAUCUUUAUAGUCACAUUCCACACUUCGGCGCAUCUAUACAACCCUCCGAUGUAAAAAUCGGUAUAUGGGGUCAUGAGGGUCCCCCUCCCCCGUACGGCGCUUUCCUUCCCCGGAUCAGGGCUUGCAUAGAUCGCCUUCCAUCUCCUCACCUUAUCCAGGCCCUCACAAUCGACAUCUCGAAUUAUGAGAACGAUAGCCGAAACAGGCUAUACCCUAAACUAUCUGAUUACGAAGCGCUGUCUCAAUAUUUGCAACAGUUGCGAAGCUGCAAAGGUGGAAAAUUGAAGGCGAUCUUCUUGAAUAUCAAAAUGGAAUUAGAAGGCGACGAAGACUCGAUCGAUGAUAAACCAGCCAGUGUCCGAGAAUGGCUCCCAGAUGAUGAGUCGACCGAAGAAGGCACACCAGCGGAAGAUGGUGGGCUAACGGAAUAUGGGUCAAGUGAUGACGAUUUCUCAACUGGAAAUGAUGGUUCGAGUGACGACGAAGGGGUCUGGGGUGAAAAGGAACCACCUGAUGACAACGAAUUGCACGUCGAUGAAGCGCGAGAGACGGCGAAAUUGGAGAAGGGGUUUCCAGAGUUGCUGAAAGACAAUAUGCUCAAUGUGGAGUUCACCCUGGAGCGACUGUCGAUUUGGAGUGGUGGUGGUGGUCACAAAGUGCUCAUGCAUUGCAGUAUACGUACGAUGUGA
This is a messenger RNA of Pleurotus ostreatus (oyster mushroom), 1527 nucleotides long. RefSeq lists its product as uncharacterized. The transcript is spliced from 2 exons. Bases 1 to 1527 code for a protein of 508 amino acids. Lineage: Eukaryota; Fungi; Basidiomycota; Agaricomycetes; Agaricales; Pleurotaceae. The record is from RefSeq and is a predicted model, not a curated record.